AACAAUCAUUAAUUGCUGUUAAUUGUGAUCAACAACAAGAUAAACAAUCAAUUUUAUCAUCAACAAACGCAACAACAACAACAACAGCAACAAUUAUAAAUGGAAAAAAUAAUAGUAAAAAACGUUCCAUUCAUCAGAUGACAACCGGUUUAAUUAAUCGUAAUGAUUUAGAAAUAUCGAAAAAAACACGUGAAUUACGUAGAAAAGAAAUACGAAAAGAAUUUGAAAAAUGGGAAAAUGUUACCGGUUCAAUACAUCAUAAAUCCGGUUGUAAUUGGUCAUUUGUAUUUGAUCCAUCCGGACGACUUUGUUAUUAUUGGUCAUUGAUUGUUAGCAUUGCAUUUCUUUAUAAUUUUUGGUCAAUUAUAUAUCGUUGUGCAUUUCAAGAGAUUAAUGAAAAAACUGUUGCAUCAUGGUUUGCAUUAGAUUAUUUUGCCGAUUUUAUCUAUAUAUUAGAUAUAUUGGUUAAUUUUCGUACCGGUUAUUUGGAAGAAGGUGUUUUACAAACUGAUAGUGUUAAAUUACGACAACAUUAUAUGAAUUGUACAAUAUUCUAUAUUGAUUGUCUUUGUUUAUUACCAUUGGAUUUUCUUUAUUUAUCAAUUGGUUUUAAAUCUAUUUUACGUUGUUUUCGUUUGGUAAAAAUUUAUCGUUUUUGGGCAUUUUUAGAUCGUACUGAACGGCAUACAAAUUAUCCAAAUAUAUUUCGCACAUUAUCAUUAUUACAUUAUAUAUUGGCCAUAUUUCAUUGGAAUGCAUGUUUAAGUCAUAUAAUACAUAUGAAAGAUGGUUUUGGUUCACGUGAUUGGUUUACAAGAUCAAAAAAUAAAGACUGUGAAGGCGUUACUUGUGAUUAUCUUCACGCCAUGUAUUGGUCAGUAUUGGCAUUGACCACAAUCGGUGAUCUACCAACACCACGAACUAAAAGUGAAUAUGUUUUCCUAAUUUCGCAAUUGGUUUUUGGUCUUUUUCUAUUUGCAACUGUACUUGGUCACGUAGCAAAUAUUGUAACAAAUGUUAGUGCUGCACGUAAAGAAUUUCAAGCAAAAUUGGAUGCUGUUAAAACAUAUAUGCGUAUGCGUAGAGUACCUGAUCAUAUACAAACAAAAGUGAUACGUUGGUUUGAUUAUCUGUGGAUGACACAAAAAUCAUCGGAUGAAGAACGUUCAGUUGGUUGUCUUCCGGAUAAAUUAAAAGCAGAAAUUGCUAUUCAUGUACAUUUGGAUACAUUAAAACGUGUGGAAAUUUUUCAAAAUACUGAAGCAGGAUUUCUUUGUGAACUGGUAUUACGUUUACGUCCAGUAUUAUUUAGUCCAGGUGAUUAUAUUUGUCGUAAAGGUGAAGUUGGUAAAGAAAUGUAUAUUGUUAAUCGUGGAAGAUUACAAGUUGUUACCGAUAAUGGAAAAACAGUAUUAGCAACAUUACGUGCCGGUAGUUAUUUUGGUGAAAUUAGUAUUUUGAAUAUGGGAACAGCUGGUAAUCGUCGUACAGCAUCAGUUCGUUCAGUUGGUUAUUCGGAUCUAUUUUGUUUGAAUAAACAGGAUAUGUGGGAUGUAUUAAAAGAUUAUCCAGCUGCUCGUGUACGAUUGGAAGCAAUCGCUGUAAAACGAUUGGAAAAAUAUCGUAAAGAACCAUUGAAAAAAAGUAUUUUUUUAUUCAUUUUAUUUCGAUAAUGAAAAUUAAUUGAUUCUUACUUUUACACUUAUUACCAAAUAGUUGCAAUGGGAAGAAGUAAAAGUACACCUGGUCUAGUUGAAUCGAAAGGAAAAAUACCUGUUAAUAAUUUAAAUAUUUUACAAGCAAUGAAAGAAAAUCAAUCAGCUUCAACAGCAACAUUAAUAAAAGCUGAUGUUGAAGAUGAUGAAAAUGAAAAUGAUGAUUUGAAUAUAAAUGGUGAAAAAAUUAUUAAUGGAAAACAACAACAAGAUGAUGGUAAUUUAGAUGAAACAAUUGAAUCAACAAGCAGUAUGGAUACAAUGAAAGCAUCAUCAAAAGAUAGUCAUCAAAAUCAUCAGGGUCAAUCAUUAAUAGCACAACAAAAUUGUUGUGAUCAAAUUUUACAAAAUAAAACAAUAGCACAUCAACAACAACAACAACAAACAUCUACAGCAUUUUUAUCGCCAUCAAUAUUAGCCACAACAAAUAAUUAUCAUCAACAACAACAACAAACGCCACAAACAUUAAUAUAUUCACAUUUAUUAAGUCCGAAUGUAGCAUUAGUUAAUUUUGAUCAAAGAUCACAACAACAUACACCAUCACCGUCUACAAUGCAACAAACAACGAAUAAUAAUAAUAAUUUUUAUCCAUCAUCUCCACAAAUGCCUCAUCAUAUAUCACCAUCAUCAUUACAUCAGCAACAAUUUCUUCAAGCUCAGCAUCCACAUCAUCCACAUCAUCAUCAUCAUUUUAAUACAUCACCAUCACCAUAUUGUACAAUAAGUCCGGCUGCAUCGACAAAUCAGCUUCCAAUAUUUUCCAAUAAUUUGGCUGGACAAAUCGUAACUCAACAACAACAACAACAACAACCUCCAUCAUCAUCAUCAAAUAAUAAUAAUAAUAAUUUAUGUGGAUCAGAUGAUAAUAGUUCUUAUAAUAAUAUACAGAUAGAAUUUCCAACACAGGAUGCAUUAUUAUCGGAAAUUAAACGAUUACGUGAACGUUUAUUAACAAUGGAAACAGAAAAUGCAUCAAUGUCAAUGAAAUUAAAUCAACAACAAUGGCAAGUUGAAAACAGAUUGGCCGAAAUUGAACAUCAAAUUAGUUCGGCAGCAAGUGCAAAUUCUUGUUCAGCAGCUCAAUUAGGUUUUAUUAGUUCAAAUAGUUCGAUGGCAAGUGUUGAAGAUAAUGAACGUAAUAAAGAAUCGAUUAUUUGAUUUUUGUAUCAACAACAACAACAAUCAAUCAAUAAAUAAUAAAUAAAAGGCCGCCUAAUUACAUCAAAUUAAUGGAUAACUACCACUACGACCACCAUCAAUCAUCAAAACGAUACAUUCCUUCUUUAAUUUUCUUGUUGUUGAUCUGGAUUAUUUAUUUUCUGAUCAUAUUCACUCUCUAUCGAUGUU
This is a messenger RNA of Dermatophagoides pteronyssinus (European house dust mite), 3062 nucleotides long. RefSeq lists its product as uncharacterized. Gene Ontology annotation, biological process: monoatomic cation transmembrane transport; potassium ion transport. Gene Ontology annotation, molecular function: protein-containing complex binding; intracellularly cAMP-activated cation channel activity; voltage-gated potassium channel activity. Lineage: Eukaryota; Metazoa; Arthropoda; Arachnida; Sarcoptiformes; Pyroglyphidae. The record is from RefSeq and is a predicted model, not a curated record. Gene Ontology annotation, cellular component: intracellular cyclic nucleotide activated cation channel complex; plasma membrane.